AUAUGAAGGUAGUAGUGGUGAUAUCACUGCUCUCGCUACUGGUCAUUGGGGCGCUCUCUCAAGCAGAUCUUGAUUUUGUAGAUGAAUUAGCAGAUUCUGCAGAUUCUGCAGCUCCUGAAGCUGAAGCAGAUUCUGCAGCUCCUGCAGAUUCGGCAGCUCCUCAAUCAGAAUCUGAAACUCCUCCUGAAGCUCCUGAAGCUCCUGAGGAGGAGGUACUCAGCUGUCAGUUUGACGAGAACGAUGAACGAUUUGCUGGUGUCGACCCGACUGAACAGAACACGAUUGAUAAACUUAUCCAGAAGAUUCAGGGUACUGCAAUGGGAGGGUUCAUUCGCAAAGUAAUCGCAAGGAAUAUUAAAAAACCUGACUCCAUGUUCCGGAGAAUGUUAGGACGACUCAUUCAAGAUCCUGCAGACGAGAACUUUGAUGAGGGAGAUGUUGAUAUCACAGAACCUGUGUCUGGACCCUUGACCUCCCUGAUAACUAAAGUAUUUGGGGAGACUAAAACUGUCGUGGGUUACCUCAGAACGUUCGGUUUCUUUGCCAAGGUUUUAGGAAUGUCACCCAACAAACUUGAGAACUACCAAGGAGGGAUACCCCCAUGUGCGAUCACACAAGCUAUCAAGGAAUUCCAAGUGUUCAACAAAUUGGAACCCUCAGGACGGCUCACCAAGGAAACCAGGGAACUGAUGACUAAAGAGAGGUGUGGCAAUCCUGAUGUUGGAUGUGAAACUCCUGACUGUAUCGCUGAACAGGAAAACGAAGAAAAUUCAGAAUAUCUUGAUAGAAGAAGGAGAUCACUGAGCAGACAGAAAAGAUGGGAAGUUGUUUCCGGCCGGACAUGGAAAAGCGGGGAUUUCAAGUAUUUCUUCGAAUCUUACACAGAGGACCUCUCCCUAGAAAUUCAGAGAAGAGAAAUUGAAAGGGGGCUCAGGGAAUGGACGGAAGUAGCUCAAAUAAACUUCAUAGAGGUUGACAAUGAAGAUGAUGCAGAUGUGUCAAUAGGUUUUGGUUCUGGAAAUCACGGAGAUAAGUACGCUUUUUCAGGACCUGGUGGUGUGCUAGCACACGGUUACUAUCCCAGAAAAGGAGAAAUGCAUUUUGAUGAUGAUGAGAAGUUCACUGCUGACCAGUAUUCCGGAACCAAUCUCUACUACGUAGCUACACAUGAGUUUGGUCACGUGUUAGGUAUCAGACACACUGACGUGAAGAAAGCUGUGAUGGGACCUUACUAUCCUGGGUACAAGACAGAGAUUGAUUUAACUGAUGAUGACAUUACAGCAGCCAGAGCUCUUUUCGGGGAAGGAAACGGUGCGGUAAGGCCACUCGGUGGAUCCAGUGGUGAUGAUUCUGAGGGAGAGGACAGUGACUCUGAAGAAGGAGCCACUGAAGGAAUUGGACCUGACAACAUUGAAAUUGGAGACUUUCCAGAAUCUGAAGAUGGAAGAGGUUGCCUAUCUGAGAUCCACGCAGCCUUCAACCACCCCACGGAAAAGUAUGCCUACGUCAUCUCAGGUGGUACAUACGUCAGACUUGAGGCUGAUGAAAGGAACAUGCCGGUUGUAUCAGAAGGGUACCCCCAGAAUGUAGCUGAACAAUGGCCGGGAGUGGAGGGUGAAGUAGACGCAGCCUUCACAGACUACGACAAUGGCAGGACCUUCUUCUUUGUUAACAGCUACCCAAGAAGGAAAGUGUACUGCUGGAACUGGAACGAGUCUAGGAUGGAGAUGGACGGAGAAGAUGAGGAAAACACUGUCUUUGCUCCUCUUCCUCAGACGGAAAUCAAGGGGAUUGCUAGUUACCGUGACUACGUUUUGUUUCUGUUCGAGAGCGAGUACUACUUGUGGACUCCAAGUACUGGUGUGUACGCAGAGCCACAGUCAUGGCCUUAUCAGUCAGGAGAAAAAUCAGUCCAUGUGAGUGGAGCUUUUGACGCAUUCCUACGAGGAUAUUUCUACACCGGUAGCGAACAAGCACCUGAGAAAUACGUGCUGUUCAGAUCAAGAGAGCUUAUCGAAGGUGACGGAGGACGGGUAGAUAAAUAUUCCUACCGUCGGUUUGACGAAGACAUGAACCUUGAAAUGUGCUACUAGAUAUACAACUUUCUUUAUUAUUUCAGAGGCUCACCUCUGAUUAUAUAAUAAUGAUAAAUAAUAAUAUAAUAAUAAAUAAAUAA
Bolinopsis microptera is the source of this 2176-nucleotide messenger RNA. RefSeq names its product collagenase 3-like. The record is from RefSeq and is a predicted model, not a curated record. Gene Ontology annotation, biological process: extracellular matrix organization; proteolysis; collagen catabolic process. Gene Ontology annotation, molecular function: zinc ion binding; metalloendopeptidase activity. Gene Ontology annotation, cellular component: extracellular matrix. The coding region runs from base 3 to 2093 and encodes 696 amino acids. Lineage: Eukaryota; Metazoa; Ctenophora; Tentaculata; Lobata; Bolinopsidae. The transcript has 18 exons.